AUGGACAAUGUUGAUGAAAAACUAACCAUUUUUAAUGAAAUAUUUUUAAAUACAUUGGAUAAACACGCCCCAGUAAAGACCAUAAAAGUGCGCGGAAAAUCUUGCCCAUUUAUCACUCCGGAAAUAAAAGCAUCCAUGAUCAAAAGAGACCAGCUCCACAGUCUUUUCAGGAAAACACGUGAUCAUUAUGAUUGGCUUAAUUUCAGAGAGGCCCGCAAUUUUACAAAAACCGCACUUGUUAAUGCACAGAAAGAAUAUGUACUGAAGGAAGUUCAGCAACACAGAAACAACACUGGGUCAAUUUGGAAGGUAAUUAAAGAAAAUAUAGCGUAUAGGGAAAGAGAGUCAGUGGUCUACAGUAAGGAACCGAAAUUAGUGGCCGAAGAGUUUAAUCAUUUCUUUUCCACCAUCGGUGUGAAUGCAGCAAAGAAAGCCUCAACACUAAUACAGGAUCCUAGUGUUUAUCCAGCUCGGAAUCUUUCUGACGUAAAUCGCACAGAUAACAGCCACCCUGAAGAAAAUGAUAGAUUUAGUUUCACCCCAGUCUCUUGUUCAGAAAUAAGGAACAUCAUAUUAGCUAUGCCGUCAAACAAAUCACCCGGCAAAGACAAAGUGAGUAUGCGUGUCAUCAAACACAGCCUACCGGUAAUUCUUGGGCCCCUCACCGAUAUCAUUAAUUGCUCACUGUCGUCAUCUUCGUUCCCUAUAGCAUGGAAAGAGGCAGAAGUUAUCCCUUUGUUAAAGGAUGGAAACCACGAGGAAGCAUCAAAUAACCGCCCACUUUCUCUCCUUACCUUUCUUUCGAAAAUUUGUGAAAAGUCGCCUUGA
Molecule: messenger RNA, 828 nt
Organism: Paramuricea clavata
Lineage: Eukaryota; Metazoa; Cnidaria; Anthozoa; Malacalcyonacea; Plexauridae
Source: the annotation of a GenBank genome assembly